AUGGCGGACGUCUGGAAAUCGCAAGGUCGCAAAUUCUGCGAAAUUUGCAAGGUCUGGUUCGGAGAUAAUCGCGCUUCCAUCGAGUUCCAUGAGAGAGGUAAAAAGCACAAAGAUAACUUGGCCGCAAAGCUUCGCGAGCUUGGCAAGAAAAGUCGCGAGCAGGAGAAAAUGCAAGCUAAAAUGAGCAGUGCUUUGGCUGCAAUGGAAGCUGCAGCUCUCAAAGCAAUGCGAGAUAAUGGAGAAGGAAUACAACACGGACCUGCCUUGCCAGCAACUGGUCUAACUUCUAAAAUCUUUGAUCCCCGUCUAUUCAAAGAUGUUGGUGCGAUGGCCCGUGAAUUAGGUAGACGAAAAAAUGAAGCGCAAGAGUUGAAAAGAACUGCUCCUCCUCCCAUCCCUUCGGCUCCUACAAAAUAUUAUCGAAGAGAGGUAUCGGUCAAGGUAGAGUAUCCAGAAUUAAGUAUUCCUGUAAUGAAAGAAGAGGUAGAAGCCACCACCUCAUCUCCUGAUAAAGUUUGGGUAGAGGCCGACGCUGGUGAUGGAAGUGGAUCGAAAUAUUAUUUUCAUAUGUAUACUGGCGAAUCCAAGUGGGAACAACCUGAUUCUUUUUACACAGUAGAAGAGUACCAAAAAUACCUCACAUCCAUAGAGCAGUGUUCCGUGAAACCUGAGCUUCAAUCACCAGGAGAGGGCGAAUCUGCAACUAGUAAGAUUGUCGAUGAUGCACGAACCGAAACAGAACCUUCAGUUAAAUGCGAGGAUCUUGACACGUCUUCUGGUUUCCAUGUUGACUUGGGAAAUAUUCCUCUUCCUUCUGUCGGUACGUCUGAAGCUGAGUCAAUUGUCACUGUAAAGGAAGAGCCUCCGUCUGGACAUGUUGAAGAUGCUUCAGUUACUCAAUCCGAGGAUCACAGCGGAUCUGCAGAAGCAGCGCAUACUAGUCAGGAAGCCAUAGAAGUUUCAGAUGUGAUCAACGACAAUGAAGGUGAAGUUGAAAAAACACCAGUUGGGCCUUUCGGUAGUUGGACGAGAGUGAAAGAGGUCAACAAGAAGCCAGUUUUCUCGCCGUUAACCGCCAAAUUUCGUGCUGAAGAAGAGCGGCAACGAAAGAAGGAAGAAGAACGAGAAAAGACGGAACCCAAAGUAGAAUUUACUGAGAAAACGAGUGCUGUUCUCACUAAAAAGGUGAAGGGACCGAUAGAAUUUAAAAAGAGAACAGCUACAAAGAAUGUAAGGCAGAGGGCACAGUAA
Molecule: messenger RNA, 1251 nt
Organism: Necator americanus (New World hookworm)
Lineage: Eukaryota; Metazoa; Nematoda; Chromadorea; Rhabditida; Ancylostomatidae
Exons: 12
Coding region: 1-1251 (416 amino acids)
Biological process (GO): mRNA splicing, via spliceosome
Cellular component (GO): precatalytic spliceosome; nucleus
Molecular function (GO): protein binding; RNA binding; zinc ion binding
Source: RefSeq, a predicted model, not a curated record